Messenger RNA from Schistosoma rodhaini, 6866 nucleotides. Lineage: Eukaryota; Metazoa; Platyhelminthes; Trematoda; Strigeidida; Schistosomatidae. The record is from the annotation of a GenBank genome assembly.
CAGGCUUUAUAUGACUGGGCAGGGAGCCUGCCAACACAGGGCUUUCCGAGUAGAUAGUCCCUGUACUCGUUUCCUUUUUUCCUUGUUUGUGCCACUUACACACUUGCUAUCUGACUUACUAAGUCCGUUGUAAGCAGUUGCUGUCAGAUCUGUCCAUGCUUCGUGAAGCCAACUUCCGUAUUUUUUAGCUGUGACAAAACCAAACUUAACUUAGGAUUUGGGUAAAACUGUUAAGGAAAAGUGAUCUACCGAACAUCAAGCUCAGGACAUACUCUUUGGACCGAUAACUGUACUUAUGUUGCGCGGAAACCUAGUAAAAGUUUGAGAGGUCUAAAUCACCGACCAACCUCCUGCUGAUGUGAUAGUUGCUGGCAUCCAAAAUCCUAGCUGUCCUGAGACGAACGUAGCUAACUGAAAUACAAGAUAUGCAAACCCAUUAGUCGCUAACAAACACACUAGAAUUGGUGCAAUCAAGUCAUUAGAAUACCACCCGCUGGACAUUAUCAAAUACCUGAAACUGUGCCGAAACAAUAACAAGCUAGCGCAAAUAAGUGAAUUAUUUUAUACAAACUCGCGACAAAAAUAUUGGAUACACUGGGAACGAGAGGAAAGAAAUAACUCGGUUUAUAAUAGCCCGGAGCGAAUAUAUUGGAUAUUGGAUAUAUCGGGAAACAUUUGGAGCCGCGCGGGAAGGGCUGGUCGUUGUUUCAUGACUGGGGCUUCGGUCCAAAUUGUAGGACACGUAAUAAUGAGUUAUGAAAGUCAGCUCACCAAAUUAAUUAUCGUCUGAUAAGAAUAUUGUAUCAUUACUCCGAAGCUCUGGUCCUAUCUUGAAGGUUUUGAUAUCAGUUACUCAUAUUACAUAACUUCACCCACUCAAAUGGUGCUUAAGAUAUUUGCAUAACUUAUUGUUCCCACAAUGGCUUCAGAAAAUAACUUCGACAAGACUAAAGGAGUCAGAUCAGUCGGGAAACACAAUAUCAAAGGGCUUUAUCUAUUUGAAAGAUGUUCUGGAGGAAUACUCAAUCUCAAAUUUGAUUCGGAAGUAUUAGAGUCGUUUUACUACAAAUGUACGUACCCAAGCUCUCGUGGGAGAUUCCGUUUUGCCACUGUACUAACAGCCUUUCUGUCGGUUGCUUGGUUGGUGUAUUUUUCAAUCCUGCAACACCAUAGUUGUUUAGUGUACAGGAUUGGAUUCAGUCUUGGCGUUGUGAUCUCAAUUACUUAUUUCUUAACGAGCUUCUUCGACAAGCUUUUCAAACCUCGAGCUAUAUUAAUCAGUGGUAGUCACGCAUGGAUUUCAUGUCUGCUUGGCUUGCUUGCAUUUACUCCACCAGAACCUGGUGCUACUUUGGCUUUUAAUCUAAGUUUAAUUCUUCAGCUCAUAUUGAUCACAUAUACCAUGGCCCCUUUGCGCUUAUGGCAGCUGUUGGUAAUAUGUGGACCCGUCAGUGUUUUGCAAAUAGUUUUAGCAAGUAUGAGGUAUGGCCGGGUCCCAGGCUGGUUUAUACUGUUGUUUUUCGUCGGUCAUUUCUCCGUUCAUUUGAUUGGAAUUAAUCUUCACUUGAUGUCUCAAGUUUGGCGUCGAUCAACAUUUCUACGUAUGGGUUAUAAUGCUUUAAUGCGAAAAGCAUUAAAGAAAGAACAAGAAAUACGUGAUGAUAUGAUUCGUUCAUUAAUGCCUAAUCAAGUUGCACAAGAAGUAAUGCGUGAAGUGGGCAAUGAAAGUUCCAUUGAAUAUGACACUAAUGAUGAUGAUGAUGAUCAUAGGCGUUCAAACGACAAGAACAAAAAUAAGCACAAAAUGAAUAAAUCUAAGCAAAGUCAUCAGAGAAAAUUGAAAGAUAAAAAAUCACACAGUGAAGCAAAUAGUAUCAAUUUAGGUGAAAAUUUUAAAAUUAGUGGACUCAGUUAUAUUGGUGAUGAGGCAGAUAGUGAAGAUGAAGAUGAAAGACAAACUCCAAAGAAAGCAAGUGUUGGGAGUAACUGUGAACAGCAACCUAUACGACAAGAUGACUUAGAAAUGGGUUUGGGCAUUAGUGAUGCUGGCAGUCCUUGUAGUCAAAAAUGUAGCCUAAUGCCUAAAGCAGCUGUUGUACCGCCAUCGCGAGCUGUCGCAUUUCGAAAGUUUCAUGUGAAUCAAUUAGAAAAUGUCAGUGUAUUAUUUGCUGAUAUUGUUGGUUUUACUAAAAUGAGCUCGAAUAAAUCUGCAUCACAUCUUGUCUAUCUAUUAAAUGAUCUUUUUGGAAGAUUUGAUCGUUUAUGCGAACUUGUUGGUUGUGAGAAAAUAGCCACUCUUGGUGAUUGUUAUUAUUGCGUUUCUGGUUGUCCGAAUCCAACCGAAGAUCAUGCUGAGCGAACAGUGGAAAUGGGUAGAGCAAUGUGUUUAGCUAUCCAACAAUUUGAUGAAGAUCAUUCAGAGGAAGUGAAUAUGCGUGUCGGUGUACACACUGGUAAAGUGAUCUGUGGUAUCGUCGGAACAAGACGCUUUAAAUUUGAUGUUUGGUCAAAUGAUGUUACAUUAGCUAAUGAAAUGGAGUCUAGUGGUGAAGCGGGAAAAGUGCACAUUUCUGAGGCUACUUUAAGUUUUGUAAAAGAUAUUUAUGAAGUUUCUGAAGGAAAACCUGUUCAUGAUAUUCGAAAAUUUAAAGUGUUAGUUGAAUUUUUCAAUAAAGAAGAACAAUGUUUCGCCAUUAAACAUACUCAAGACGAAGCUAUGAUCAAAACGUAUUUUAUUGAAAAACGUUUGGAUGAUAAGCCAGUCGUCAGUUUGCCACCAAUGCAACUGGAAGUUGGUCCAGUUCAAUUACAAAGUACUAAUAAUGUUUGUGAUACUGAAACUGUUACCACAAAUAAUAACCCAUAUGAAUCACAGAAUAUUGACACUGUUCUCUCAACAGCGAUAACUACUACUAUUUCAUCAAUUACGGGAACUCACAACAUUUCUACCUCAUAUCAUUCAUUCGUGAAUAACAAAAGUACUAAUAAUGUUGCUAAGAAACCAGAUGUCAUUACACAUAAUGAUCGAGAUGGUAAAAAGCUGGUGGAUACCAGUCAACUGUCACAAUCGAUUUCAACAGUCCUAACAGAACAUCGUCUCUCUAUGGAUAGUAAGAACAUAACUGUGCCGCUGACUACUACUACUACUAACACUACCACUAUAACUACUUCGUUUUCUAUUAGUCGUGGUUCUGAUGUGGAAAUGUUGCAGGCAUUACAAGAUUUCGUUCAACCCGAUGAAAUUUUCAUUUUUCCACCAAUAUCUAGAUUAACUUUGAAUUUCUUUGUUCCCAUGGUUGAGAAAAGUUAUCGACGUUUAGGUUUACGACGUCCAAGAAUGCAUUCUAUUGAGAAAUUGUCAUGGUCCACACCACGUAUUGCACCAUUUAUUAAUACAAUUACAGAGACAAUAUUGAUUUUUAUUAUUGCUACAACGUGUUUCAUUGUUUUUCCAGAUGCUCGAAAAGCAGUAAAUACGCCAACUUUUUAUAUUAUUCUAUUUAUCGCCUUCAUGGUACAUACACUGUUAUUGGCAUUGUUAAUUUCCGAUCUGGCUGCAUGGGCCUGGUGUCCAAGGCGUGGUAUCAGUAGUAGUAGUAAAUCCAUGUUGAAAACUCCGAGAAGCCGUUAUGACUGGCGACAUAUAGUGAUUCGGCUAUAUGGGAAGCUAUUUCGUUGGAAUUCACGCAAUGUGAUAGGUGUUUUUAUUUUGAUCCUACCAACAUCUGUUGUAUUGUCGACGUAUUCUUAUUGUCUAUUCAAUAAAUACACACCUUUAAUAACACUCGAUGCGGCAUUAAAUCAUAAAGACGCCUAUUAUUAUUCUCACAUGUUCUAUGCUACUUAUCGUGCACAAAUUGGUUUAUUGUUCACUUUUAUGUUUAUCAACUGUACAUUAUACACGUCCUUUUCUUCUUGGACUAAAACUAUUUCAGCUACAUUCGUCUGUUCAUUGGGCAUACUAUUGAUAUCUUUACAUAGAACACUUCAGUACACAUGCUCGCCACAGCAUGUUCAGUCAUGGUAUUCAUUAAUAAAAUAUAGUUUUAAUGGUGCAGAAAUUGUUGGAGAACGACUAAAAAAUCAAAAUUCAUCAUUGUUACUAGAUUUUCCUAAUUGGUCAUAUCCAGCCACGUCUGAUAAUGCAGUGUAUGAGUAUAUUAUGAUUGGAUUGCUUACUUUGAUUCUAGUCGGUGCAUUGAAUCGUGAAUUUGAUAUAAAUUUCCGACUAAGUUUUCAUCGAGAUUAUGAAGCUCAACGAGCUAAAGAAGCUAUUGGUCAUCAAAAAUUGCAAGCUGAUUGGUUGUUAGAGAACAUUAUUCCAUAUUAUAUAAUGGAUGAUUUACGUCAGCAUAAUAAAUACUCUCGACAUAUUGAAGAUGCUGGUGUAGUUUUCGCAUGUAUUGCGAAUUUCUCUGAGUUUUAUGACGAACAAUAUCAAGGUGGUCAAGAGAUGUUACGUGUUAUGAAUGAAAUAUUUGCUGAUUUUGAGCAUCAACUCGCCUUAUCAAAAUAUAAAGACGUCGAGAAAAUCAAAACAAUUGGCUCAUGUUUUAUGGCUGCUUCAGGGUUAAAUAUGACUGAACGUAAACGCAAUAAACGAUCAGAUGAACAUUUGUGGGCACUGCUUGAUUUUGCUUUGGAUUUAAUUCAUACACUAGAUGAUUUCAAUCGUCAAAUGUUCAAUUUUCAAUUUGAACUAAAAAUUGGUUAUAAUAUUGGUGAAGUGACAGCUGGUGUUAUAGGAACUACAAAACUAUUAUAUGAUAUAUGGGGUGAUACUGUCAAUGUGGCUAGUCGUAUGUAUUCAACAGGUUUAAAAGGUAGAAUACAAGUUACUGAGGCUGUUGCUAAACGCCUAGAAUCACGUUAUAUAUUUGAAUACCGUGGUGAAGUGUUUGUCAAGGGUAAAGGUAAUAUGAAAACCUACUUAUUAGUAAGCCGUCGAAAUAGUUAAGACGAAGGGAUGAUUAUCGAGAUAAUUUCACUGAAAUGUAUAUUGUCUGUUCGUUUGUGUUACUACUGGUACGGGUACUACUCAUAACAAUUUGGUCAGUUAUAACGCCUUCGUUUCUGGUCACUUGAUCAAUAGAACAAUUUAGAAAAUUUUAAAAAGUAUGGUCUGGAUUUUUUACUUAACUGCACAAAAAAAAUCCCUUAAUGGAUCUUUACAUAUACACAUGUUUGUUAUAUUUCUUCUUCGCUUAAUCAUAAUUUUUCGAUAAACAUAAGAAUACUUUCGAGAAAUAAUCAUAUAUUCAACAUAUUAGUUUACACCUGCAAUCAUCAUUUUUCUGUCUUUGCCUUCCUUUAUUAUCGUCUUUCUACACAGUGAUUAUUAUUGUUAUUAUCGGUUUGCUUUCAUUUUCCUCAUUUCAAACAAACUCUCAUCUACUGUGCAUUUGUCCUAGACAUCCAUCGUCAAUAUUCUAUUGGUACAUUUAGAAAUAAUAAUAUAAAUGUAUUAAAUUCUGUGUCUUUACAUAUAUUGGUUAAAAUAAAGUGUUAAAUUUUUUAUGCUUGUGAACUCGGUCAAAAUAUUAGUUGCGUAUUUUAUUCUAUAUUACAUUAAGCGCCGGACCAAUUGAUUGUUAUAUGUUCCACCUUUAAUCAGAAUUAUGUUUAGUUAUCAACCAAUUUUGUAUUGGAACUAUAUUCAUCCAAAUACAUGCGUGUAUGUGCAUAUGAACCUUGUGAACGUAAAUAACUUGACCUGAAAAAUUCAGCUGUUAUAUUGCAUUUUUUUCAUGAUUAUCUAGACUGCUUUUCACUUAUUUUGUCCUCUUCAUCAUGAUAUUUUAAAAGAAAAAAAGUGGUUAUGAAGUUGAUAGACAUGCAUUAAUAUCUACUAGCCUUUCGUUGUCGUGACUGUUUGUAUUGAUUCUCUGGAAAUAUAUAAGGUAAUCUCUUGUUCAAGCUGAAAUCCAAUAAUCAAUUACUUGGUGAAAAUUCACAUUUAUCAGUUCUACGUGUUCUUUUUGUGGUAUUAUCAUUAUUGUCUUUACACAACUGAGAGUUAUACGUAUGAUUGCAGACUCGUUCACUUAUUGUUUUCAAAAUGGUGUUGUUAUCUCACGUUCAACUGAUCGCUUUUUCUAACGGUUCCUGUCAUUCGUUCAUGUUAACUACUUUCUGUUUUGUCUUUUCUUUCUAAUUCCUUUGUUAAAUUUGAGGUGUGAUGGCUUCUCUCUAUUUACAUAUUCUCUUCUUUAAUUCUUUUUGAAUAAUGGAUAUGUUGCAUUGUAAAGUAGGGGAUAUCUUGAGAAAACCGCAAAACAAUAGCUGAUGAUGGCGACAGUCAUGAUAUAUAUUCCGAUUUUGUUUGAUCUUAUUGUAGUUCUGUCUGAGUUAUUAUUACUUAUUUUAAUGUUUAAGAUGAAUAAACAAGUUUGUUAUGGUGAUGUACUACUUAGCUAUAUAUAUUGAGGCUGAAUUACCAGCCUGUUCUUUCACCUUCAUAAUAAAACAUAUAAUCGAACUCACCACAACUUAUUAAUAAGGGUUUGUUAAAUUCGAUGGUCUUGGACUGAUAGUAGUUACUAGGGGACAAUUGAAAGCCAGAAAUUAUUCAGCAUCCUUUAUACAUAUAAGGUUCAAUUUGUUAGAACAAAUCUCGCUCACAUCAAAUAUAUUACAAUGAAAAAUUCGAUCAUAGUUCGCAGUGGAAAAUUGAAAGAAGAAAGAUAUUUCCAAUCGUUCACCCAUUAAUAUCAACCUAUUAGAGGAGAUUAAUAUAAUUUAACGAUUCACCAUAAACAAUUGUUCUUAUUUUAUCAGCUAAUUAAUUUUAUAGUUAUGACGUAUUUGUUGUAGCGUGGAUCUUAACUCAUUUGACAUAACCUAAAAGAAUUCAUAUUGUAUUCAGG